Molecule: messenger RNA, 3527 nt
Organism: Hyalella azteca
Lineage: Eukaryota; Metazoa; Arthropoda; Malacostraca; Amphipoda; Hyalellidae
Product: angiopoietin-4
Exons: 13
Coding region: 353-2908 (851 amino acids)
Source: RefSeq, a predicted model, not a curated record
CAGAUGCGUAGAACUUCUUUUUACAUUACAAUAAUUGCUUUAUGUAUACUUCGUGAGAAUGUAGGGCAUGUGCUCAACAUCUCUAGUGAUUCAUUCCGUCAACAUUUUAUUUGCGCAGUGAUUCAACGAACGAACCUCGAUAGUAGAUUAUGACUGUGCAGUUCUUUCAAAUCCUACAAAAAUGUCAGUAAACAGAUAUAAUGACAGACUUGAUCCACUGGGAUAAGAUUCUUGUCUGAAAUUUCAUGUAUAACAUUAUUCCCAGAGUGUCCCAAUGUUUGAAAAGGUGACAAUUCGGUGUACAAUUGGUAGUGUGAACUCGAAUGUGCCUGAAUGAGUAUUCAGCUGCAUCAUGUGGCCGUGCACAUUUUCAAAUCAUCCUUCUGAUGCAAAGUGGCGCUUGAAAACUGCCCUAGUGAGGCUCAUAACAGUGUUUUUGCUUCAUGCACCGAACGUGAGUGCAACAAAUUCCGUGAGAAACCAUGUUAACUUUGACACAAAAGCUGAAAACUGGCACUGGUCAGAAGAAGACCGGGCGAGGGAGCAGCUCGGUCAUGAGCCAAAUUAUAACUUGGAUGUGAUUAAACACCUAAACAGUAAUGAUGACAGUGAUAAAUACGACGAUGGGGCAUCGACUUCGAGGACGACUCGCUCCGCGACGACAACGACUUCAAAUCGACACUCACGACUUAGCGACGAGGAAUUGAGCGAGGCAGUGAGCAGGGUCAAGCGACAGACUGAAAGGGAUCCGUACGUGUUCAACUUGUUCGAGGUGCUGCUGACCACCCUGGAGACCAAACUGCGCAGGGUGGAGAACAUGGACCGCGCCCUGCAGCACCUCGCCCACAGGAUGGACAGCUUCGAGGGCAGCCUCCAGCACACUCUCAACACCACAAACAAGAUGAUCCACUUAAUAGAGACGAAAUUACUGGAUUCUGGCCCAUCCUGUCCUCCGACUUUCUACGAGUAUCACCACAAUCCCCAGCCUCCCCAACCACUCGUAUUCGAUCCCUCAGUGGGAAUUGACACACCCGUGUCUAAUCCCUCCGACAUUUUUUCGAAGCCUUCUCCACAGCCAGUAUAUUUUUACUCUAAAACGCCUCUAGAAUCAAGCAAUACAGGUUUUUCUUCUGAUAAGCUACAUUAUACCCCAUUCUCAAGUACGCUCAAUGCUCAGCCAAAUCAAGUAAACGAGGACGAAGCUCCACCUAAAACUGAAAGCAAUGUUGAAGACCGAUUGGAUUUAGUAGCAAAUCAUAUGUCCAGUAUAGAUUCGAAACUAUCGAACUUACAACAGCAGUUAGACGCAAACAGUUUGUUGAUGCUGAGCGUCUCCGGGGCGCCCAACGCUGACGAGCUCGUGGCCGAGGCGUCUGAAAACUACCAAGUCGAUAUGAGCGUCGGAGCGAAGAGACAGGCUCUCUACAAGAACCAAGACCUGCAGCACGUGGUGUCGGCGCUGGAGCGGGUGCAGGAGUCGGUAGAGGAGUUGUCGCAGAGGUUCUCCAUGCACGCGGGCCUCAACAGCGAGCAGAUCGAGCACAUGAUCGACAAUAUGGUGCAGGUGCGACAGGCUGUCAUCUCACACGGACCUGUUUCUGUCAAUGCCUCGGCACCUGGCAACACGGAGGGCGACUUCCCAGGCCCGCUGUCUGAGUCGCGCAGCAAGCUGGACGUCCUCGUUCAGAAGUUGGCUCCACUUCAAGAAGUGCGCAAAAAGAUGGAUGAGGUCUGGUCGGUCUUGGUGGGCACGAAGAGCGACGCUCUGCUGUCCAACAUACAGCGCCAGGAGCGAGCCAUCCAGCACAUGAAGACGGACGUCACUGACAGGAAGGACCGAGUUGUGCACAACAGCACGCAGGUGGAGCGCCGUUCGGAGUUCAUGUCGCGGUCAGUCAGCGCUGGAGGCUCGAAGCUCGAAGACCAGAGCAACUCCCCCAGCCACGUGACACUCCUGCACCGCUCCACCAACCCCCGCCUGCAGGAGAAGUUGGAUGGCGUGGCCCUCCCGCUGCACGGUUCAAUCGAGCAACAAAAGUGGAGCGCCAACAGUUCUUCAGUUGUCAACAGUUCAGCGCCGGGCGGCUCCGACCAGACCGCUGGCGCGGACCAGGGCGUGCAGGACAUGAUGCUCAACAUGGCGCACAAGAAGAGGGUGAGCAGCGUCUUCAUCGCCCCGCCUGUCAACGAUGAUAUCACCGGCUACUCGUGCAGCGACCUGCUAAAGCAAGGGUACUCGGAAAGCGGUAAUUACCACAUCCGCAUCAAGGGCACCACCUACUGGUUCCUCAACGUCAACUGCGACAUGAAGAGGGAAGGCGGCGGAUGGACGGUCAUUCAAAGACGAGAUGAUUUCGGUGACCCUCGAGAGAACUUCAACCGAGACUGGACGGACUACAAGCACGGCUUCGGCAAUCCCGAAAAAGAAUUUUACUUGGGCAAUGAAAAUAUUUAUCUAUUAACAAACACUCAAGAACACAUCUUGCGCGUCGAGCUCGAAGAUUUCGAAGGCAACAGAAAGUACGCUGAGUACAGCACCUUCAGACUCCACAGCGAGCUGGACUUGUACAAGCUCGAGAUCGGCGGCUACACCGGCAACGCUGGUAACGCUCUCAACGACCCGUGGUAUGGUCACAACCUCAGCCCCUUCUCUACAUUUGACAGAGACAAUGAUCGAUCGAGUUUGAAUUGCGCAUCAAUGCUCAAAGGAGGAUGGUGGUGGAGGGCUUGUGGACGGAGUCUGAACGGACUCUAUCUCACCAACCCCAACGACUAUAUAGGCAGACAAGGCAUCGUGUGGUUCCGUUGGAAAGGUUGGGAUUACUCCCUGAAGAAAUCUCUCAUCAUGAUCAGACCAAAAUCUCAUACGUUGAAGAAUGAUAAAUCCAAAGCAAAAGGCAAUACGUGAGUUCCCAAACAUCUCCCUGAAAUAGUCUUAACAAUUUAAGACUGUUAUGUCAGCUUGUAAACUACCACGAGUAAUUUAGAUUUCACCUUCUCAUUUCACUUCACGCUAUCGUUCAUUUAAUCACACAUUAUGUAUGUCACUCCAUCUCAAGCACGGGACCGCUUUGCUUUUUCGGCACAAGGGGGAUAUUUAUCGCUGUUUAAAAUCUGGGAUAUUGUGUUCAACUAAUUUGUUUAAUUGAAAAGAGAAGAUAAGAAAAAGAUAUUUCACGCCACAUAUUUCUGGGGUAUAAAAGUGAAGUUUCGAUCAUUAUUGACUUAAUUCCUGUAAAAAAUUGAUAUUAUUGAAUAGCAGAGUCGAACUCACUGGUCAUUUACAAAGUUCACGAGUUUGUACGAUAGCUGGUCAUCCGUUUCCUACUUGAUAGCAAGUUCUCUAUGAUCAAUGCGCUCCAUGAGCGACUUCUCGUGAGCUGUCCCUCAUAUCAGGUUUUUGGCAUUCUUUUCUUACCGUUUUCGAAUGUUUUAUUAUUCACUGCCUUACUGACGUUUUAGCAACGCUUAGAUUCAACUCAAUAGGAAAGAAAAAAAAAUGUUUUUGGAGUUCCUAGGAAUGAUGU